This is a messenger RNA of Cicer arietinum (chickpea), 1774 nucleotides long. RefSeq names its product NAC domain-containing protein (gene NAC30). Gene Ontology annotation, molecular function: DNA binding. The record is from RefSeq and is a predicted model, not a curated record. Gene Ontology annotation, biological process: regulation of DNA-templated transcription. Lineage: Eukaryota; Viridiplantae; Streptophyta; Magnoliopsida; Fabales; Fabaceae.
AAGAAUCCCUGAUAGGCACGAAGCGUUAAGAAUUUCUUGUCAUUGAAGGUACCCUCAUUUGUUGCUUGACCCUCAAUCAAAGACCUAUCUUUUCCGUUUUGCUUAGGGCUGCUUCAUCACCAAAGCCCUAAUCCACCACCACCACUCCUUACCACAACAUGGGUCACGAAACUCUCUUACUUCCAGCCCCACCUACCACAGUUAACCCUCCACUCUCUGCUUCUUCUACUGCAGCACCACCUACCUCUCUUGCUCCUGGUUUUAGGUUUCACCCAACUGAUGAAGAACUCGUUAUCUAUUACCUCAAACGCAAGGUUUGUGGAAAACACUUCCGAUUUGAUGCUAUUUCCGAAGUUGACAUAUACAAGAGCGAACCCUGGGACCUAGCAGAUAAAUCAAGGUUGAAGACAAGGGACCAAGAGUGGUAUUUUUUUAGUGCAUUGGACAAGAAGUAUGGAAAUGGUGGCAGAAUGAAUAGGGCUACUAGUCAAGGGUACUGGAAAGCUACUGGAAACGAUCGGCCGGUUAAGCAUGACCUAAGGACUGUGGGGUUGAAGAAAACUUUGGUGUUUCAUAGUGGUCGAGCUCCGGAUGGUAAGAGAACAAAUUGGGUUAUGCAUGAGUACAGGCUUGUUGAUGAAGAGAUGGAGAGGGCUGGGUCUGGGCCCUCUCAGCCUCAGGAUGCAUAUGUCUUGUGUAGAGUAUUUCACAAAAAUAACAUAGGACCUCCAAAUGGGCAACGAUAUGCACCCUUUGUUGAAGAAGAAUGGGAUGAUGGAUUGGCAAUGGUUCCCGGGGCAGCGUCCAUGAAUAACGGCUCUGUUGACCGCAUAUUGCGUCUUGAAGGCAACGGUGGUGUUUCAUGCAGUGAAGGAAGAAAUAAUGUUGCACAGGACUCACAAUCCAACAACAAUAAAGCUCCGCUUGACGUGAACAAGCUACCGAUCGAAACUCAAAAUCUUCUUGCUGUGUGCAAGAGGGAGAGCCAGGCCGAGUAUCCAUCACCAGAAAAAGAUGAUUCAAAGCAUAUGCAUGUGGAUGAGUACCCAUCACCCCAAACCGAUAACCCGAAGCCUUUACCUCAGAUAUACAAAAGGCGAAGACAUAACAUGAACUCCAACCAUUCCAAUGUUUCUGGAGAUUCCUUCCCCAACAGUCAGGAUCCAUGCUCGUCCACAAUAACCACUGCCGCGACAACACUCCCGACAACCGCGGUCACCACCACAACUACCAACACUGCACCGAAAAAACAUUUUCUGUCCGCACUGGUGGAGUUUUCUCUACUGGAAUCACUUGAAUCGAAGGAAAACCAUACCUCGGUUCCGCCAGUGGAUUUUGACAUGGAUAGUCUUGAGACGUCCGUGCCUCCGAGUUGCGCAAAGUACAUCAAACACUUGCAGAGUGAGAAGCAAAAGCUUGGUGUUGAAAAGGAGACUAUGCGGUUCGAGUUGAUGAGUGCUCAAGCCAUGAUCAACAUUCUCCAGUCUCGCGUCGAAAUUAUCAGUAGAGAGAACGAGGAAAUGAAGAGGAUGAUGAGAAAUCCUUAGGAAUUGGGAGUGCUCUCAUUCCUUGUAUGAUGUAUCAGUUAUGUUUAAUUUAAUUUUGCAUAUUUGGUUAUUUUUGUUUUUCUUGAGUAAGAAUUCUAGUUCCUUUCUUUGCCUAAACAUGUCAAUGACAUGCAUCAUUUAAAACUCAUCAUUCUGUAUGUUGUGACUUUCAGUUUCCCAUUGUUGUUGAAAAUGGUCAUCUUUGUCCUUACCUUUUUAUGAAUCAA